Messenger RNA from Linnemannia hyalina, 921 nucleotides. Lineage: Eukaryota; Fungi; Mortierellomycota; Mortierellomycetes; Mortierellales; Mortierellaceae. The record is from the annotation of a GenBank genome assembly.
AUGCGUAUCUCUACCCCAGCCGUCCUCUCGCUUGCAGGUAUGUCGUGUACCCUGCUCAUGCACCCCCAAGGCGACGAAGGGCCUUCAGAGGCGACGAUGGAGAUGCUCCAGAGUCUCAAGGACGCGCAGGCCAAGGUGACAUUCUUCACCAACGCGACAUGGCUCCAAUACAUGCAGUACGCCGGAGUAACCCGCCACGCCUACAUGGACGGCCACCUGAUCGCCAUGACCUACCGCCUGCCCUCCGACACCUCCAAUGGUCUGACCGACAACGAGAUCAAGGAGGACAUUGGCCGUGCCUCGCGCACAAUCCAGGAUCUGAUCGGCGUCUAUCCCAAGUACAUGAAGGUCCACGAGGCCAGUGUCAAGGACCCACGUCUGCUGGACAUUGUCAAGUCGAUGGGGUACACCCUUGUAGGCUUCAACUUGGACGAGUACGACUACAAGUACAACACCCUUGACAAGGCCGGUCAGAUCGCGGAGGUUUAUAAUUCGAUCUUCUCCAAGCAACAGGAAGCCUAUGGUCGCAAGGCGUCGUACAUUGUUACGGGGUAUGAUGUCCCCACCACGGGUGCUGCGGCGGCGCUUCCAAAGGUUAUCAACACCAUCAACGCUCAUGGAUAUGAUAUGGUCCGUCUGGAUGGAUGUGUGAACGACAAGUACCCCUACAAGAAGGAUCCCAUCAAGGACAAUGGAUACGUGAAUGACGCAAAGUCAUUUGGUGGCCAGGAGUACAAGCAUGGGCAGGUUAAUGUCAACGUCAACAACUACAGCCCUACGGCAGGAAAAGGCCCUGGACACGACAAUACCAGCAAGGGAACUACUGGUGGUGAUCACUUCGCGUCGAGUGCCACCAGGACGACUGCUGUUGUGUCGGCCAUGCUUGCCGUCCCUGCCGUCCUCUUCUCCUUCUUCCUCUAG